Cooperia oncophora is the source of this 249-nucleotide messenger RNA. The record is from the annotation of a GenBank genome assembly. NCBI's taxonomy places the organism in Eukaryota, Metazoa, Nematoda, Chromadorea, Rhabditida, Trichostrongylidae.
UUGAAAAUUACUUGGCGUGCCGAGUGUGUUACUUUUCAGGUUAAAUGGGUUGCUUCGUCAAUUGCGUUUGCUGACAGGUUCGACAAGUAUCUCGAUCCAAGCUUCUUCCAACAUAGGAUCCAUUGGUUCUCGAUCUUCAAUAGUUUUAUGAUGGUUGUGUUCCUUGUUGGGUUAGUAUGGAUGAUCCUCGUAAGAACACUGCGAAAGGACUAUGCCAGAUAUCAGAAGGAGGACAGUCUCGAUGAUCUG